Nilaparvata lugens (brown planthopper) is the source of this 6274-nucleotide messenger RNA. RefSeq lists its product as uncharacterized. NCBI's taxonomy places the organism in Eukaryota, Metazoa, Arthropoda, Insecta, Hemiptera, Delphacidae. The record is from RefSeq and is a predicted model, not a curated record. The transcript is spliced from 8 exons. Bases 52 to 2838 code for a protein of 928 amino acids.
CAAGGUUCACCUGUGGCCAAUCAGCGAAAUUUAGGCCCCUCGACUUCCAAGAUGUCACCAUGGCCUGAGAAUCAAAAUGAACCUAAAGCACCUGAUAAAAAUAGUGACUCGGACAAUGUUACUGUUAAUUCGGGUUCACGAACGAAAAUUCCUAAUUCAGAUGUAACCGAUAGCGACAUUCCGGAUCAUAUCGUUCCAGAGGAAAAGCUGGCAGAAACAACAACUACUGGAAGAGAAAAAGUAAUGACUUGUCCGAAAGGUCACUCACUUCAGAAUAUAGUAUUUGAAUCAUCAAAUGUAGAAUCGAAGCAAGGACAAGGAAUUUCUACAAAAUCAAGUCAAGACUUUGGAGCCUCUUCAUCAAAGCCAGUGCAAAAGCCUCAAAGUGUAGGAACUCUGACAUUAGUACUAGGAUUUCCAGAUGGCCCUCGAAAUACCUCGAAAUCUAGUACAGGAUUCCUCGAGUGUGCAUCUUCGUCGAGAUCUAUUACGGUAUCUCACGAGAGUACACUGCCAUCUAAAUCGUACCAAGGCGUUCAGGAAUUCCCUUCUACUUCAAAAUCGAGCCAAGGAACUAACUCUAAAUUGAAUCAAGGAGUUCAGCCAGUUGAUUCCUUGGAUGAAGACGGCUUGAAAUCUUUGCUUGAGGAGGCGAUCACUUACAAGAGUCCGAAGGACAAGGACACCAAAAGUGCCCUUUUUCAGAAUCUGCUGAUCGAAGCAGAGAAAAAUGACGACAGUGACCAAACUGAUGAUGACAGUACCAGCUUCAAGUACCAGCCGCUGGGUUUGGGGCGCAACCGUUACGGUAACCCUGCGCCCCGCAAACGACUCAAUCGCCGUGAUACGGAUCGCCAGCGUGGAGGUGGUUCCUUACAGAAUUUGUCGGGCGGUGCGAAGUUCGGUGCCGUAUCGGCAAGACAGCGCGAAGGUGGCUCUCUGCCAACCAAUGUCAAUCAGUCGAUGAUACUCGAUGAUUCUCUCUGCAACUUCACGACCAGAGCGACGCUCCAAGUUUCUGGUGGAAGGCCGUCUCCCGUCGACACUCCCAUAUCGAUCCCAAUUACUGCUGCCAAAGUGACAUCCUCUGUCAUUAAUGGCGUGGAGCACGUGCCAUUGCAAUUGCAUUCCAACUAUAACGCUGUAAAAUCAGUUGUUGGCUCGGAGACAGCCUUGAAAAGCGGUUCUAGUACUGAGAAUACCACGCAACAUGUCAGUACUUGUUUUGUGCCAAUUUCUCCGCAACAAUCUACUAUUACUUCCUUGCGGGACACAGACAUGCGCCAAUUCCCCACGUAUAUAACAACAAGUACGGGCGUUGAAUCUAAGAAAUCACUCGAUGAAAAUGGCAAUGCUUUGGGAACAACUAACAAAGUUGAGACCAAUACUUCCGAACGCAAAACUAAAAGGAAAAAGAAGAAUUAUCGUAACAUCGUGAACGCAGAGAACAUAGAGGGUCAUCGUUGGGAAGAAGACAUAGAUUCGUUGAUGAAAUACAUCAAUUCAGGCUCCGGCACUACCGAAGAAUGCAAAUCACAGAAAUCACGUCAAGUGCGGCCCACCAAGUCCAAAGAAGACGAAGGACGGAAAAGGCGUGCAGGCAAGGAAUCAGAGAGAAAAAUACAUAAGUCGAAUAGCAUGGAAGAAAUAUCCAAAACCAAACUCGAAGAUUUGACUAGUCCUAGUCAGAAAACUACCGAAGAAAACAACACACGUGUUAAACCUAUCAAGCAAGUGACAUUGGAUGAUAAUGAGUUGGAGGCGAGCUGUCGGACUGUAUCAGUCGAACAGAUCCAGGUCAUCGACCACAAGAAACCUCUCGAAAAAGAAAGCUCUGACCUGCAAGAUUCAGAAUUUCACUUGGUAUGUAAAAAGAAACAACGUAAGAAGAAACGCCAAGCCAACAACUUUGGCCGCCAGGGCAGAGGUGCGUCCCAUUCCGGGUACUGUCCACACCAAGGCUUCCCGUCACACUAUCGGCGCAGUGCAAAGACCAUUCAGGAUCGAAUACAACCACGCAGGAAGUCAGCCUCGUCUGUUCCACCCUCCGACAAGUCGGACAGUUCCGACUUGGAUAGUGUGCACUCCUUGCCCGUAUCCUCCACAACGCCUAAACCAACCGUCGGCAAGACAUCUACUUCUGGUGGGUCGACUCCUCAGGCGUCCUACGCCGAUAUUACGCGAACCAUGAGCAUCCAAGUAUCGUCACCGCCGCCCGCUCCUCCCACACCUCCACCACCACCCCCACCACUGCCCACUACCCUGUCACUGUCCGCGCCUCUCAGAAAGGACGCGAUGACUGAUACCGACAGCGACAUGCUACUACUACCAGUAGAAGAAUACCCGCCACUAGCAAGGAAAAUUGCCACCGGUGAACCUAUCGUUAGGAAAACUGCAUCAGGUGACUUAUUCGUCGAGUUCACCUUCAAGCGCAACCGGGCCGCAACCCGUGAUACUGACAUUUCCCUAGAAGAGACUAUUACCGUUACUAAAUCUAGUGUUGUAAAUAAAAAAGAUUCGAUUGAAAGAGUGGAUAGUGAUGCUAGAAAAGAACAAUCUGCUAGUAGCAAAGCAGCGGCGGAUAAGAGGCCACCAGUCAUUUUGAUGAACCGCAGUGGCCGUUCUUCUCCUAAGAAAACGCUCGAUGUCACUUUUGGCUUCGAUAUCAACCGUGAGCUGCUGGCGACGCCCACCAAAGAACCCUACGAUCUUGAGAAGACUGUUAACUAUGUUAAAUCUGGUAAGUCAUCACUUUUCAUUAUACUCGAUCUAAUAAAGCCCCGUGUUGUACAAUGUGCCACUUACUUUAUCGAAUUAACUGUAGUAUUAGUAUUUUAGCAAUCUUUUUUUCAAUUAAAUUUAUUUACAACUCACAAAAACAAAAUAAAACAAAUUACAAUAACUUGAACCGAGCUCAAUAACAGUUAUAUUGAAAACAAACAAAUAAAGACACAAUUUGUAAAUGUUGUGGUGUACUGAAGACGAACUAAGAGGAAACAAUACAUUGCCAACUAUGUUAUCGCAUGUAAUAGGUAAUGUAUUUCUAUAUGUGUUGUAUUUAUUUAUCAAAUGUACAUUAUGAGGAUCGUUCUGAAUUAUCGAAUGUUCAAGUGGACGAUUUUUACGAGGGAUUAUAAUCACAGUUGUACUGUACAAGUAUUUAUCGAAUUUAUUAAACUAUUCAAUAAAUUAUCAGAAUUCUGUAGUGAAGCAAAUAUUGAGGCAUGUGGGAUAGGGUUCAGGCUGAAAAACAGGAUUUUUGUCAUUGUAUGAGUUUACCGUUGGCCUUAUGGUGAUGUAAUAUAUUCUUUGAAAAUUUCAAGUCGAUAAGUUGCUUGUGACCAUUGAAUACAAUUUAAUACUAGCGGGGUAUUAUAGCAUUGAUAUUCUAAAUAAAUGACUAUCCUCUCAAAAGAAAUUUGAUAAAUACUUUAAAUCAAUUUGGUUUGUUUUAUGCUGUACACCUUCCAACCAGAAUAACAGCAAAUAAUGCUACAGCUAUAGAUAAUGCAGUUACAAAUAUUCCUGAAGAAGGCUAUAUGGUUAGUGUUUUGCAUGCAUUUAUAUCUGAUCACACAGCUCAAUUAUUCUCUGUAUUUCAUAAGGGAGUAAAAUAGUUCAACAGAUGUGCGCAUGAUUGUAAUGAAAAAACAUAGAAUGUUUGUGUUGUAUCGUAAAUAAUGAAAUAAUCUCUUUACUGAUGAACAUCCAUUCUAUUGCUGUAAACUGUGACAGGAACUUGACUCGUAAAAUUGAAUAUCAUAUGUUCUGUUUGCUCAUGACAACCAUAUGAUCAUAAGACUAAUAAGUAAUAGUUUGAGACAGACAUUAAGUGUUGAGAGCUGGAAGUCGGUCCAUGACCAAUCCGAUCCAGAUCUACAAUUGAUGAAUUUCUAUAGGAUUCUGCUCUAUCAUUUCAAGAUACAUUGUCCGGUCAAAACAGUCAGCAAGAGAUUGAAUGAUAAUAAUCUAAGAAAACGUUAUGAAAGGUCAGUGGAUGACUAAGGAGAUAGAAGUAAUGAGAUCGUCUAGAGAUAGCAAAAAGCAGAGUUAGUGAAGGAGUGAACAUAGACAUACAGCUACUUAAAAAAGUAAAUGAGCAAUAUAACAAUAAGGUUGAAGAGGCGAAGAAAAAACAUUUUAGUAAAUUUAUAAUUUCCUCUGCCAACAUAUUCAAGUCUAGCUAAGAGACUGUAAAUAGACUUAGAGGGUGUAACAAAAAAGAUCAAUGCCCACCGAAAUUUAAUAUCAUGAUAAAUUGAGUACAGAUUGCAAGUUCAUAGCAGAGACUUUUAAUCAUUUUUAGUAUCCAUGGCUCCAGCAAAUUAAAACUCUGUAGCACAUGAAUCCUCAAGACAGAAUAGUCAUGAAGAAUUUUUUCUUUUUCCUACAAAUGUCAAUGAGGUUGAUGGAGUUAUAAAAAACCUCAAAGCUACGUAGGGGAGGGGUCUUUUUAUAUGUUUACCUCUUUACUACCCUUAAUAGAACUGCGGGGUGGAAAAUUGUCUUCCAAACAUUUCUCUCUAUACCCUUUUUUGAGCAUUCAUUGCCUGGACUACAUACUCUGGACUUCAUUGCCUGGACUAUUGACUCUUAUUUUCAAAUAUGGCCGAAUAUUUUACAGUGUGUUUCCAAACUCCCUACCAAUAUUCUAGGGUAUUUUUCCUGGGUAAGAAACAUAUCUAAAUAACAUUUUCAAACUAUCCGAAAGUCCUUAGUCCUCACACAGCCGCCAUUUUGUUUUUUGUAAAUAAUGGCUGAACAUUCGGUAGAGAAACUUUGCACAAGCAUUCAUGACAACUAGAUAGAGCCACACAAAUUCCAAAUUCAUAAAACAAGAUGGCGGCCAUUUAAAAUGUUAUUUCUUGAAUACAAAAAACCGUUGAUUUUACAAAAAUACAAGAAUAACAUUUUUGGGAAAUUCAAUUACAAAUCGAGUGCCACCUUAUUUUCUAAUAUAUGGCAUCUUUAGUGAUAGGUGACCGCUGAAGGUUUGUUACAAUGCACGCCAAGAAGUAUCACGUUUAAUGAUAUAUUAUGUGAAGCGUCAGAAUGGGCCAGUGGUUUCAAGUAUUUGUGAACGUAUUAUUGAACAAUAACGUUGAAGUUUAGUGUGGGGAAGUGAAAGUAUUGUUCGGCUACUUACCUUGUUCAACUGGGUUCGUUUCAUCGUCGUUUAAAUGAUAUAAUAUGUUUAAGUCAUUGAGUAUGUUAUUUCAAGCUAAUCCGAACAUGGUUCUUGAAAAUAUUUUGUUAAAAUUGGAAUUCUGGUCAAAAUUAUGUAAUUUUAUGAUUGUAUAUUUAGUAAGAACAGAUGUAUCGGCCAGCAGCAGAUCAAGUUCAUCUUGAAUCACAGCUUUAAUAUGUUGAUUCAUUUCGCUGGCUUCUUGUUUAUUAUAUGUGUUUAGCAGAUUUAAAAUGCUAAUACACGUUUUUAACGACUGUAAAGUGUGUUAAACAAUCAGUUCUUCUCUGUUAUUACUCUUUUUGUUUCUUUGUUCAUUUCAACAACUACUAUGUUUAUUUGUGUGAGAUCAAAUAUCAUUUUGUUUAUUUUUGUCAAAUUAAUUACUACGUUCUUUGUGUCAGAUUAAGUAGCACACUGUAUCUUCCUUUCAAUGGUGCUAUUCUGCUACUAUUGCAUUAUUCAGUUACUAUUUUAGUUGUAUGAUUCAUCAUCAAAUUGAUUUUUGGGUCACAACUCAUAAGAUCCGUAACAGAUGAUAAUUGAUCAUUUGUUUGUUAAAUUUCAAAGUCAUUCAGUUUUUCCAAUCAUAUGUAUUAUUCAUAUAUAAAUUAAACUUAUAUGAAACCCGCGUACAGAAUUUAACUCAUUUUUCCAUGUUGCUCAUUUUUGAUUGCCUUGUAUUUUAACGUGUAUCUCUAGUAGACGUGUACAAUCGUUCUGCUGUUUGAAAUGCAAGUCUUAGUUUACUAGAAAUGUAAGAUUAAGGGUGGUCACUAAUGACAGGACAAGUGUGUUGAACAUAAAAGAAACAACCAAUUAUAAAAACCAAUAAAUGAACCAUUAGAAAAUUAUUAAAAACUAGCAGGUAACUCGAGCUCCACAAGGCUCUAAUUGAAAAAUGGACAAACUGGAAACUUGACCUACUGAAAUAUUGCAAAAUUUAAAAUAGGCCUUCAGAUUAAGAAUCCUCGCUAAAUUAAGAAUCAAUAUGCAAAAUUUCAUGGAUCAAGUAGUUCAGACGUGAUGAUGACGUGAAUUUCCUAUACCGCAUGUUGUAACAUUAUUUUUUUCAGUAACGUGUUGCCC